UCGAUUCGCGAUCGCCAUCAUGAAAACAUUCGCCCGUCGUUAUCGUUGUUUCUCCUCCGUCCUUGCGGGCUCCGCGGAUUGAAGCGAUAUCGAGCGUUCGGUCGGAGCCGGGGAACUCUCGUGUGCGAGAGUGCACGCGCGUAAGCUCCCGAACUCUUUUUUUGUCCCGCGGCUCCGGCUACGUAAACCGCGACGUGGUUCGGUGGGGAAAAAAAAGAAAAAAAAGAAAGAAACGAAGAGGAACGGAGUGAAGGCUGCUCCAUUCCGUCGUCGCGAUUUCGCGGUGCCACGCGAAGUGCGCCGCGAAAGAGAGAUUAUUAAAACGAGAGCGGAGAGGCAGCGCGACGCGGGAGAAAGAAAGAGACAGGGCGAGGAUUAUUUCCCUCUUUCUCUCUCGGAUCACCACGGUUCCCUAUUGUGGCGCGGGGUGUAUUCGCGAGGGUCCGCGAUAAGGAUACGGCCGCCGUUACUUAAAUGCCUCGCACAAAUUCCUACUCCAUGUUGUGCAUCGGUUGCGACACGGCUGCGUGUUGGAAAGUGAGUACAUGGUGACACACGGUUGUAGAGGAGCAAUCGGAAAGAGAGCUGCAGCGAAGGACAUCUAGUUAUCCUGCACCAAGCUGACUGUGACUUUCCACUGUUUCUCAAGACAGCGUAAUUGCAACUAGGAUAUAAACGGGAGUCUUCUUGAUUGAACAAAGAGUGAUACUGAAAGACAAGAGUUAUGGAACGAGAGUCUAAUCCUAUGCAAGCCCUGUGUCGCAGUGGCUGUGGAUUUUAUGGUUCGCCGGCUACUGAUGGCCUUUGUUCCCUUUGCUAUAAGGAAAAUUUGAAAAAGAAACAACAACCUCCAGUGUCAGCUGCCACUGUACCAACCUCACAGACUGUCUCCAGCAACGCUGGUACGUUGCAAGGCAGUUUUGGUAGUCCUGCAGCUACAGGAACGACGGCCCAACCUACCAUUCCUACCAUACCUCAGUCAACGUCAGAUCUGCCCAGUCCCAAAGAAAAGGUAAACAGGGAAGAUCAGGAAAGCGAAGUAGGUGUAAGCAGUGCAGUAGCUGAAGGCUCAUCGGCGAGUAGUGGCGAUGUAGACGACUCUUUUGACGGCAAAGAGACUGAUAAAGAAUCUAAGAAGAAGAAAAAUCGUUGUGCUGUAUGUCGCAAAAAAGUUGGUUUGACCGGAUUUGAGUGCCGUUGUGGAGGACUAUUCUGUGCCGUGCAUCGGUACAGUGACAAGCACGAUUGCAAAUUCGAUUACAAAGAAAUGGGCGCUCAAGAAAUUCGGCGCAACAAUCCAGUUGUUGUUGGUGAAAAAGUGCAAAAAAUUUGAACUAUUUAGUGUGUAGUCGUUGGGAAAAUGGUUAUUAUAACUAUAUAAACAAACAGAAUAUUAAAAAGAAAAUACGAAGAAAACGAGAUAAAUUAUCUGGCAGCUGAUUCGCACGUCGAGGGGUGAAACGAGCGAGUGCAAGUUCGAGAGAAAAUGAGAGAAUGAAUGUGAGUGAGCGCGUAAGAACGACAGCAAAAUUGUUUUGUAGCUGAAUCGUCGAAAAAAUAGAAAGAAAAAAAUGAAAGAAACGAAUAUAUCAGACAGAACAAAUAAACGAAAGAUCGUAAAUUAGAAUGUGUGUGUGUAUGAGAGCGAAUGGUUCAUAAUUGGAUGCCAGUGCCAUGUAAGUCAGAUUUGUCAUCUAGUGAGAGAAUUUUAAUUGAGAAUAUACCUGGUUACUAACUGCUGCCAGCUUACUAUUAUUAUUAUUACCUAUUAUUAUCUUCAUGAUUAUUACGGUUUAUAAUUAUUCUAUAUAUUAUGUUUAUUAAUUUACUUAAAUGGAAAAUUGCGAAUAUAUGAAGCUCGUUUUACAUAAAGGCAGAACUCUUGGUGCGGUCAGUCAGUCAGUCCAGGGCGUCUCCUUAGAAGUUUUGGUUUGUUCUAGAAAAAUUUUAUACAUUAUACUGUUUCGUUUAUAUAUCAAAAAAUAAAUAGGGAAUGUUGCUUAGGUAAUGGCUGACGUUGAUGGGUGAUCACAAUCUUAGGUUAAUAAUUAUAGUCUAAUUAUUAAGUAUAUUAGUCUAUUGAUUCACACAUAAAUAAUGCAAUGAAGUAUAAGUAGUACUGUGUGUUUAUGUCCAACUUCACGUGAAUAUAACCAGCAAUUAUUACUCAUUAAAUAUGUUUCAACCUAUAUUGCAAAUAAUUAUUUACACUGCGGCCGCAAAUCUGGGAUUUGUAAAUUAAACCCCUCUUUAACGUAUUCUUCGAUUUUUCUUAGAUAUAUAAAUGAAUUGUUGAAAUUGUCUAUUAGUUUACUCGUUUUCUUCUUUAUUUUUGCUUGUUUUGCGAGUUUUGUAGAAUAGCUGCGCGAGGUAUUCCGGUGCUGCAUAGCAGCGCAUAAUGUAAGAGUAAAUGAUUAAUAAAAAUGUCUAAUGAGA
Molecule: messenger RNA, 2436 nt
Organism: Nylanderia fulva
Lineage: Eukaryota; Metazoa; Arthropoda; Insecta; Hymenoptera; Formicidae
Source: RefSeq, a predicted model, not a curated record